This is a messenger RNA of Closterium sp. NIES-67, 844 nucleotides long. The record is from the annotation of a GenBank genome assembly. Lineage: Eukaryota; Viridiplantae; Streptophyta; Zygnematophyceae; Desmidiales; Closteriaceae.
GGCAGUCGACGAUGAGAGGGACUCCGCCGAGCCGCGAGACAACAGAGGUGGAAACCGACGAAGAGAAGACCUCGGAACCUCCAGGAAAAAUCAAGGAAUUACUGAAGGAGUUCCAAGACAUUCUCCCCAACGACCUCCCGGACGAGCUACCGCCAUACCGAACGCACCAACAUGAGAUCGUGGAGGAACCACGUUCGAAGCCGACCUUCCGAGCACCAUAUCGGCUUAGCCCGACCGAGCUAGCCGACAUGAAGAAGCAGAUUGAGUAUCUCCUCGCCAAAGGACUCAUCGGACCAUCCACUUCCCCAUACGGUGCCCCAGUACUCUUCACACCGAAACCGGACGGAAGCAUGCGCAUCCACGGUAUUUUCAAAAUUAGAUCUGCGGUCCGGAUACUGGCAGAUAAGGAUGGCGGACGAUUCCGUUCACAAAACAGCCUUCCGAACUCGGUACGGAUCGUACGAGUAUCUGGUAAUGCCGUUCGGACUCACCAACGCACCGGCAACGUUCCAAGCAGAAAUGAAUCAUAUCCUACGCCCACUCUUGGGCGAAUGCGUGGUGGUGUACCUGGACGACAUCCUCGUCUACUCGCGCAAUAUGCAGCAACACGUCGAACACUUACGACGCGUCUUUGUAAUUCUUCGACGAGAACGGUUCUACGUCAAACUAUCCAAGAGCGACUUCGCCCUCGAGAAAGUCCAAUUCCUCUGACAUAUUGUAAGCGCUCAAGAAGUUCACGUCGACCCCAAGAAAAUCGAAGCCGUGCGUACGUGGAAGACACCCGAGAAUAUGAAGGAGUUACAGCAGUUCCUUGGCUUCGCUAACUACUACAACAGGUUCGUGC